Parnassius apollo (apollo) is the source of this 1623-nucleotide messenger RNA. The record is from the annotation of a GenBank genome assembly. Lineage: Eukaryota; Metazoa; Arthropoda; Insecta; Lepidoptera; Papilionidae.
UUGUCAGAAAACACGAAUAUCAGGGUCAUGUUGCUUGUGAUUUGGUCGGUGGUCAUAUUAGCCGCCUUGGCGAUCUACUUCCGUCAGUUGUACACCAGGUUCAGCAGAUAUGGAAUUAAGCAAUUCAAGCCAAUACCAAUUCUUGGUAAUAUGACUCGGGUUAUGCUACGCAUGAACCAUUUCUCUGACGAUACGCAAAGACUUUACAACGCCUUUCCAGAAGAGAGAUUCGUAGGAAGGUUUGAAUUUAUAAGUCCUAUGGUAAUGAUCAGAGACAUAGAACUGAUAAAGAAAAUAACGGUGAAGGAUUUCGAACACUUUCUUGACCAUCGCUCUCUUGUUAACGAGAAUGUUGAUCCUUUCUUUGGAAGGAAUCUGUUCUCAUUGAAAGGCGAAGAAUGGAAAGAUAUGCGAUCAACAUUAAGUCCUGCAUUCACGAGCUCUAAGAUGCGUUUGAUGGUUCCAUUUAUGGUCGAAGUUGGGGAUCAAAUGAUAAAGUCACUUAAGAAAGAGAUUCAGAGUUCUUCAGAUGAAUAUAUUUACGUGGAGGGCAAGGACUUGACAACGAGAUAUGCAAAUGAUGUUAUCGCUUCAUGUGCUUUUGGACUGAAAGUAGACUCACAUAGCGAUAAAAAUAACAUAUUCUAUAAGAUGGGCAAAAUUACCGCGACCUUCAAUUUCAAGCAGUUCCUGAAAUUUUUCGCGCUUAUUUCUUGUCCAACUGUGUCUAAGAUCUUACGUAUCUCUGUGUUCGAAAAAUCGGCGAAAGAUUUUUUCUGGAAUUUGGUGACGAAUACAAUGAAUGAACGUGAGGCUAAGCAGAUCGUCAGACCCGACAUGAUUCAUCUUCUGAUGGAGGCCAAGAAGGGUCGUUUAACUCACGAAGACAAAGGUGCUAUCGACCCGGAUGCUGGGUUCGCAACUGUUGAAGAAUCUUCUGUGGGAAAAAAGAAUAUAGAUCGUGUGUGGACUGACAUCGACAUAGUGGCUCAAGCAGUGCUGUUCUUUAUUGCUGGAUUUGAUACUGUUUCGUCUGCUAUGUCGUUCGCGCUUCACGAAAUAGCUGUGCACCCUGACGUCCAGCAGCGUCUGUACGAAGAAAUUAAGGAACACAACGAUAGGAACCGUGGAUGUUUAAAUUACAAUUCCAUACAGAGUCUGAAAUAUUUAGACAUGGUUGUGUCAGAGGUGCUGAGGUUGUGGCCUCCUGUCGUUGCAUUAGAUAGAAUUUGUAUCAAAGACUAUAACUUACAAAAGCCAAACAAACAUGCCACGCAAGAUUAUAUAGUUCAUAAAGGUGAAUCGGUUAUGAUACCCGUGUGGGCGAUCCACCACGAUCCCGAAUACUAUCCAGACCCGGAGAAAUUCGAUCCGGAGCGAUUCUCUGAAGAGAAUAAACAUCUUAUCAAACCAUUCACCUAUGUUCCAUUUGGUCUUGGCCCUAGAAAUUGUAUAGGUUCCAGGUUUGCGUUAUGCGAGAUAAAGGUAAUGCUGUAUCAGCUUCUCCUGCAUAUGGAGUUGUCUCCGUGCAAGAAGACCUGCAUACCAGCAAAACUCUCGACCGGUACCUUUAACAUUAUUAUGCAAGGUGGACACUGGUUCAAAGUGCGAUGUAGAACAUAA